AUGCGUCUGCUAAGCGCCAAAACUCUCAAACUGAUCGAUUUUCCACCCGACGAAAUCCCACAGUAUGUGAUUCUCUCGCAUACCUGGGGAGUGGAAGAGGUCCUCCUCAGUGACAUUGAAGAUCCUACCGCAAGAACAAAGAAAGGAUGGGCCAAAGUCGAAUCGACCUGCGAUCAGGCCAUGAAAGAUGGAUUCCAGUACGUCUGGAUCGAUACGUGCUGCAUCGACAAAACGAGCAGCGCGGAGUUGUCGGAGGCGCUGAAUUCGAUGUUUUUGUGGUAUAUGAAUGCCGCCCUAUGCUACGCGUACUUAUCCGAUGUUCCGGGAAAUUGUGACGUUGAGCAGAAAGACUCGGAGUUUGAGAACAGCAAGUGGUUUACGAGAGGCUGGACCCUUCAGGAACUGCUGGCAUCGUCGAAGAUUAUUUUCUUCUCGCACGAGUGGGUGAAGAUCGGGAUGAAAAGUACCCUGACAGCGACCUUGUCUCGAAUCACCAAUAUCGACGAAGAGGUGAUCGAGAAUCCGACCCUGCUGGACUCGGUAAGCGUCGCGAAGCGGAUGUCCUGGGCUGCACAUCGAAAGACUACCCGCCCAGAAGACGCGGCAUACUGCUUGAUGGGGAUCUUCUCGGUGAACAUGCCCAUGGUGUAUGGCGAAGGAGAGAAACGGGCGUUUAUACGACUCCAGGAAAAAAUCAUGAAACAGUACGACGAUCGCUCGAUAUUCGCAUGGUAUGACCCUGCGGCUAGCCCGGACACUCAGCACGGCUUGCUGGCCACGUCUCCCGCUCAAUUCGCCUUCUCGCACAACAUUGUGGCAUAUAAUCCGUGGGAAUCUUGUGCUCCAUUCUCAAUGACCAACCGAGGUCUUCAUAUCGACCUUCCUAUUGUAGUUUGGGACCAAGCCACUGAUACCUAUCUUGCAUCUCUGGACUGCGUCGUGGAGGCCGAAGACAACCCCUACUCAGGCUUUGUAUCGAUCGUCCUCAAACGCGUAUCCUCAAUGGACGACCAAUAUGUGCGCACCAGCAUCAACCAACUGAAGUACAUCGAUGCACGCGGAGCGACCACACCCCUCUACGUCUACCAGAAGAUUGCACCGCCCAGCCCACAGCAACGUUUUCCUAUGCCCAUCUUUCAACUGCCACAGUCUUCGGCAAUGAGUAAAAAUGCGGUUUUAUUUGUUCGAAAGGGUGUACGCGUGGAGCCACCCAGCCCUGCUUUAGAGAUGCAGUACUUCCCAUCCAAGAAAGGAUCAAGGAGAAUGGACAUUUGCAUCGUCUUGGGCACAUCUUCUGGAGCAACCGUCGUGGUCAUGCUGGCAAUGCAAAGUGCCAAUGUGCUCACCUUUGGCGCCUUUGAACCCACUGAUCGGCGUUCUUGGAGUGUCAAUGAUAUACCAUACCUUAGCGAGAUGUUCCAACCCCAGGUCGUGGGCACGUGGAUCAAGUUGGUCUGUCGGCGUGUAGGGGUGGUGGCUAAUAUCGUCGUGAAGCACGGGAAAAGGUGGUGCUCGGUCUCACACAUUUCUCUUGCGGAGGCCUGA
Molecule: messenger RNA, 1545 nt
Organism: Aspergillus bombycis
Lineage: Eukaryota; Fungi; Ascomycota; Eurotiomycetes; Eurotiales; Aspergillaceae
Exons: 1
Coding region: 1-1545 (514 amino acids)
Source: RefSeq, a predicted model, not a curated record